UUUUACCACCACAGCGAAAUUUCCAUAUUCUGCCGCCGUGAGUUGAUUUGUUUUAUCCUUCCCAUUACAAGAGGCACUAGCACCACGACUCCUUCGCCCCACGUAUCAGACGUUUUCGUUCCAUAGAAUGAAAUGAAGCAGGAACUUUAGUCGCAGGAAUUAUGUUACGAAACUCGCCAUCCUUGGCUUUCACAACAGGGCGGACAGCCGCCCUUGCGGCCAAUAGGAUUGCGCGCUGCUGCGUCACGUGGCCUUUAUUUAUGUAACGUAAUGGUGUUACACAGUAACCCACCUUUGUGGCCGUGGGUGCGUCGAAACAGGGGUUAAAACGACUUCAAGAAACAGUACCAAUGGGGGAAUAUUCUGGUGCGGUUCGUGCAGCGUUUAUCGAGCUCGGAGCGGCGCGUUGAGUUUGGUUUUGUUCUCCGUGCGCCAAAGGGGAGGCACGUUAGGUGUCCCAAACCGAAGACGAAGUUGGAAUUGGACAGUGUCAAUGUAUACAUUUUUUUUUAAAAAUCUGCACAGGGAGUUAUUAAGGUAAGGACAAUUGCUCACAUUUAGCCGAGAAAAACAGAAAACCGCUCGGCUUCGAGCAGAUGUGAAAAGACACAUUUACGCAAUGCUGUAACACACACUCGCCUCUCCGUCCGCAUUGCUUUGACGACCAAAAACGGACACAGACACACUUGCCAUCGUGGGACGUUUUUUUUUCCUUCUUUUUUUUUUUCUGGUGACAUAACCCAUCCACCAUGGAUCUGCUGGAGUGUCCGCUCUGUCUCUUCCUGAUGUGCGAGCCGGUGACCAUGUCCUGCGGCCACACGUUUUGCCGGAGGUGCGUGGGGGGCUACCUCCCGUCCAAAUGCCCGUCGUGCAAAGAGAGGUUAAAACAAAAAGAGGCAAAAGGCAUGAAGAACAACGUUUUUCUCAUCGCCGUCGUGGAGAAGUGCUGCCCCGAGGAGACAAAGACCAAGUGCCAUUUACAGGAGAAGCUCAAAGCCAACGAGUUCCCGGAAGCUUUACGCAUCGCGAACGAGGGGCUGCAGUUAGCCCCCAACGAUCAAAGUCUGAAGCUGUAUCGGGCCGAAGCUAACGGGGGCCUGAUGCGUUUUUCCGACGCUCUGACGGACCUCGACGACCUCUGCUGCCUUCGUCCUAACUGGACUGAGGGCUUCUUUCGCAAAGGGGGUGUACUGCUGGAAAUGGGUCAGCAGACAGACGCCCUCGUCCAGUUCCACCGUUGCCUAAAACUUCAAGCUGACUUUACCCCUGCAAAGAGCCAGAUCAGGAAGAUCCUGGAGGUGGAAGGGAUGGUCGUGCCGGACGAGGUGUCCGGCAUCUUGCAAGUGGUGUCUGAGUACUUGAGAGGGCCCGGCCCCAUCACCAGCCUCAGUGGCUCCCAGGGGCCAUCUCAACCCAAGGGCCUCAAACAUCCACGUGGGGCAGGCGGAGAGGGAAAAGAGGGCAGAGCGGCACACCAGCACGACAUGGGUACCGAGUGCUGCCUCAGCCUCUGCCAAGCGGUUUCCUUCCUCCCGGCGGCCGAAGAGGAGGAGGAGAUGACGAUGAGGAGGGGCGAUGGCCAGGGCAUGGCGGGGCGAAAACACCACGAAACUCUGGAGGUUCUCAACGUGUCGGACUUUGAGUGCCCUCUCUGCAUCAGGUUGUUCUUUGAGCCAGUCACUACUCCCUGCGGUCACACCUUCUGUAAAAACUGCAUCGAGAGGAGUCUGGACCACAACCUGCGCUGUCCGCUCUGCAAACAGCCACUACAAGAAUACUUUAAAAACAGGAAGUACAACCCCACAGUUUUGCUGCAGGACAUCAUGACCCGACUUUUCCCCUCGCCGUUGGCGGAGAGGAAGCAAGUCCACGACGCGGAGAUGGCGGAACUGUCCAAUCUGACUACGGACAUCCCUAUAUUUGUUUGCACGGUGGCCUACCCUGGAGUGCCCUGCCCCCUGCACGUCUUUGAGCCUCGAUAUCGUCUGAUGAUGCGCCGCUGCAUGGAGACUGGCACAAAAAAGUUUGGCAUGUGCUGCUAUGAGCAUGGCAAGGGGUUUGCAGACUACGGUUGCAUGUUAGAAAUCCACAGUCUGGAGCUGCUGGCCGAUGGCCGCUCCUUUGUGGACGCGGUGGGCGGCAACCGAUUCAAAGUGCUGAAGAGAGGUCAGCGAGAUGGCUACCACACUGCUGACAUCGAGUACCUGGAAGACCUCAAGGUUGAUGGUAGUGAGUUGGAGCUUCUGGAGCAUCUCCAUGACAGCGUGUACCAGCAGGCUCAGGACUGGUACCAGCGCCUUGGCGGCCGCAUUCGCGAGCAGAUCAACAGACAGUACGGCAACAUGCCAGAAAAGGACGAAAACAUUCAGGCCUCGUCCAACGGACCGGCCUGGUGCUGGUGGAUGCUGUCUGUCCUCCAGCUGGACCCUGCCUAUCAAACCACUGUCCUGUCCCUGAGCUCGCUCAAGGACCGCUUGGGACACCUGCGCCUCGUCCUGGAGUACUUCUCUCAGAGCUAGGCCCCGCAGCGCCGUGGUAUUGUGACAACGCGAGAGUCCGUGGAAACCACUGAAAUGCAUCCACAUCGCAGAGCCGUUUCCGUCACAAACGCGCGCGGGCGUUCUUCUGAUGAACCCUGCAGUAAACGGGUCUAUAGCAGAACGAGGGAUCCUGUUACAAAACACAGUGCACUUGUACAAAGUUGGGUUUUUGCCGUCUGCAUGUCUUCUCUUUCUCACUGUUUUCUUUCCCGAGGGAUUCAAGGGUUCACAGUUCUUUCUUGACACACUUUGACACACACGACAGGGUCGACCAAAGGUACUCAUUGGGUAGGUCAGACAAAUUGUUUGAAUGGUACCGCUGAAAACAGGCACAAGGUGUCACUGUUGUUUCUCCAACUAUAAACACAAAGAACAUGCAGCUUCAGCCAAGCUGGUACGGUGUGCCGCACCGCCAUGUGUUGCCUCAUCAGACUCUUUGCAUUAACUUGGCUUUUGUUUGGAGUGAGAACAAACAAUAGCACAACACAAUUGGUGGAGGUUUUCUCAGAACCAAGCACAUCACAGGAUGGAAGGCUUCUAGGGACUCCUGAAAAGCAUCAGCCGCCUGUAACGAGUUGUUCUCUUUUCCUCCGUCGGCAUCUCCAUAAGAAUGUUAGUACGUUUAAAAUAUCACGUGGCAAGUGGUGUCGCCAGUGAUGGCCGGGUUAUUUAGCUCGGGUCACCCUGCAGGGCGUCUGUGUGGGUCUCAUCUCCUGCGUCCGGUCCUUUGAGUGCCUGGGCCAACUCGACCAGGAGACCUCUUAGUCCCAGCGUUCUCUACACCACAUCCGUGAUGCACAUUUUUUUUCCAUUGAUAUUUGUUGAUAAUAGUGCUACAUAAAAGUUUUUUUCUUUUUUUUUUAAACUUAAAUAAAUGUGCCAUGGAUAUUUCUAUGUUGUGUGUUUUCAAGGACUAGUAAGUUAAACGGUCACUGUGCUUAUGUCCGUCAUGGAUUUUGACCUUGGUCCUUGACCCUCACGCCUUCUGUAUAGUGGACAUCAAACUGCCAUCCGUCACGGCCAGCAUAUCACCUGAAACACUCAGGAUGAGUCCAGCAAACACCCUAAAAGAUGCAGUUUGUGUGAUGCGGAUCAGCACGGUGUUGUAGAUAUCGUUUUAUUAUAAUAAGGGGUAAACUUGAGACUUGAUACGCACAAAAAAAAUGUCCCAUAACGGGCCAACCGAUGGAUGGACUGAUAGACACUAUGGCAGCGUUGGUUGGGCGACAAACAUUUACAAUCUACUCGAGGGCAAAUAAGCCAUCUUUUUCACCACCUUCUAAGAUUCGGUCGAUCAGGUUUAGCUAACAUGCUGUUUAUGAAGUCAUUCGUGAUUGAAAUUGGCAUCAAAGACUUUAGUGUGCCAGUUGUCACAACAGGCUAGUUAGGUUGGUUUCAUGAAGAAGAAGAAAAAAAAAGAA
This is a messenger RNA of Pungitius pungitius (ninespine stickleback), 3961 nucleotides long. It is a transcript of the gene lonrf4, whose product is annotated as LON peptidase N-terminal domain and ring finger 4. The transcript is spliced from 12 exons. Bases 750 to 2519 code for a protein of 589 amino acids. The record is from RefSeq and is a predicted model, not a curated record. NCBI's taxonomy places the organism in Eukaryota, Metazoa, Chordata, Actinopteri, Perciformes, Gasterosteidae. Gene Ontology annotation, molecular function: ubiquitin protein ligase activity; protein binding.